AUGGAGAGGUCCAUGUUCGAGCUGAACGACCGCGGGGAGAUGCCCUUCCACAACGCGGUGAAGUGCGCCAUUGCGACCCUUACGGAUAAGAUCAUCUCCAGCGAAAACGAUUUGGUGGGCGUGUGCUUUUAUGGCACGGAGAAGAAGAACAAUCCCAACGACUUUGAAGGGAUCUACGUGCUGCAGGAGCUGGACGUGCCUGAUGCACAGCGCAUCAUGGACCUUGAAGGCCUUCUACCCGCCGGGCAUCCGAUCGGCUCGCUGACCCUCGCCGUGGGGGACGAUUUUACCCCCUUUGGACACUGCAGCGCCGACUUCCCAUUCUGUGACGCUCUGUGGACGUGUUCUACAAUGUUCUCCAACUGCGCGGUCAAGGUGGGCCACAAGCGCAUCUUUUUGUUCACCAACGAGGACGACCCCAACGCGGCCAAUAAGAACUUGCGCGAGCAGAGCUUCCAGAGAGCCAAGAAUAUCAUCUCCGUCAGCGAGGAUGAAGAUACGGGCACCAUCAACUUUGACGCCAGCUCCAAAUUUGAGGAGCUCCGUGCGCGAGUGCGCCGAAAGGAGUUCAAGAAGAGGGCCAUCAACCGAUUGUCUCUCCUUUUCGGCGAGGACGUCGAGAUAUCGCGCCGCGGUGGAGAAGCCGAGUUCGACGUUGUCGCGGAGAUCCUUGACCCGGCCCACCCGUGUCGGUGCAUGCGGGAUCCCGCAAAGACGCCUGCCUCCCAAUAUGUUCUUCACCCCUUGCUAAAGGUGGCGGCGGCGGCGGCGGCGGCGGCGGGAACGUUGCUGAUGGACUCACAAAUCAAGUACGCCUUCCCUUUCGGUGGCGCCAAAGUGGUGUUCGACAAAGAGGAGGCCCUCCAAGUCAAGUCUUUCGACAAGAAGGCGUUGCGACUGGUGGGGUUCAAGCCGCGUUCGGCGGUCAAGCCGCAUUUGAACCUGUCCCACUCGAGUUUCAUCUACCCCGACGAACAGCAAGUGCAAGGCAGCACGGUGGCCUUUGCAGCGCUGCUGGACAGGCUGUUGGCCUCCGAUAAGGUGGGCAUCUGUCUGUGGACCCGGCGCACCAACACGCCCCCUCGGUUUGUCGCCCUCGUGCCGCAGGAAGAAGAAGUAGACGACGACGGGCUGCAGGUCAAUCCCCCUGGCUUCCACCUGGUCCCGCUGCCCUUCUCCGACGACAUCAGGGAGAUCCAUACCGAGCCGCAGCCACCGGUGUCGCCCGAGCAAGUGAUCAAGGCCAAGAAGCUCGUCAAGGCCCUUCGCAUCAACUUUGAUAGCCGAAGCUUUGAAAACCCCUCACUGCAGAGGCACUACGCCAACCUGCAGGCGCUGGCGCUUGACCGGGACACGGUGGAGGAAACUCCCGACUACCUGCUUCCCGAUACCGAGGGAAUGGAAAACUUCGCUGCGUUGAUCAACGAUUUCAAGGACGCCGUCUUCCCCUCGGACUACGAGGAGCUGAGGGCAACCAAGGGAAAGAAGAGCAGCGGCAGCAAACGCAAGAGGGAACCCUCGGACGACAACGAGGACACUGCUGCGGAGGGCGACAGCGAGCGGCCAGCGAAGAAGUCCUCUGUUCUCGUCGACGCUGCGUACGUCGAGGAGCUCCGCCAAGCAGACAGCGUACGUUGGACGCCCGUCUCCUUCCUAGUCCUCCUCCGACGCCGGCCUUGGCCUCGCCAAUCACCCCUCCUCCUCUUCCUCCUCCUCCUCCUCCUGGGUGUCGAGGAGGAGGAGGAGGAGGAGAAACAUUGCGCUCACCAUGGCUUGAGCAAGCUCACGGUGCCGCAGCUCAAGUCCUUCCUCCAGCAGUGUGGCCUUGCCGUAUCGGCCAAAUUACGGAAGCCUCAGCUGCUGGAGCUCCUCCAGGACCACUGCCUGGCAGCCCAGCACCAGCAGGCAGCCAACAAGGACGAACCAACAGCCGAAUGA
Messenger RNA from Acanthamoeba castellanii str. Neff, 1938 nucleotides. RefSeq names its product ATPdependent DNA helicase ii, 70 kDa subunit (ku70) superfamily protein. Gene Ontology annotation, biological process: cellular response to X-ray; double-strand break repair via nonhomologous end joining; cellular response to gamma radiation. Gene Ontology annotation, molecular function: double-stranded DNA binding; telomeric repeat DNA binding; DNA helicase activity. NCBI's taxonomy places the organism in Eukaryota, Discosea, Longamoebia, Acanthamoebidae. Bases 1 to 1938 code for a protein of 645 amino acids. Gene Ontology annotation, cellular component: Ku70:Ku80 complex; nucleus. The transcript is spliced from 16 exons. The record is from RefSeq and is a predicted model, not a curated record.